Exophiala spinifera is the source of this 1443-nucleotide messenger RNA. RefSeq names its product ATP-dependent rRNA helicase RRP3. The coding region runs from base 1 to 1443 and encodes 480 amino acids. The transcript has a single exon. The record is from RefSeq and is a predicted model, not a curated record. Gene Ontology annotation, molecular function: nucleic acid binding; RNA helicase activity; ATP binding. NCBI's taxonomy places the organism in Eukaryota, Fungi, Ascomycota, Eurotiomycetes, Chaetothyriales, Herpotrichiellaceae.
AUGCCGCCCCUCAAGAAAAGAAAGAUCAGCCACGAUGACACGACCCUCCGGGCCACUGAAAAGCAGCGAGAGGAGUUAGCAACGGCGUCCGAAACGUCCUCUACUAGCACCGCGAGCGAUCCAGACACCACAGAAGACCGGCCGGCAGAUAGACACGCUGCCACGUUCAAAGAGUUGGGAAUCAUUGACCCGCUGUGCGAAGCCUGCGAGUCGCUGGGGUACAAAGCACCUACACCGAUCCAAGCCGAGGCCAUCCCUGUAGCGCUCCAAGGGCGAGAUCUCAUCGGACUCGCAGAGACGGGGAGCGGAAAGACGGCGGCGUUUGUGCUGCCGAUCCUGCAGUCGCUGAUGGACAAGCCGCAACACCUGCACUCGUUGAUUCUGGCACCGACGAGAGAACUGGCGUACCAGAUCUCAGAGGCCGUGGAGGCGCUGGGGUCGCUCAUUUCGGUCCGGUGCGUGGUGCUGGUGGGGGGGAUGGACAUGGUCUCGCAGGCGAUCGGACUGGGGAAGAACCCGCACGUCGUGGUGGCCACGCCUGGCCGUCUGCUGGACCACCUCCAGAACACAAAGGGGUUCUCCCUUCGCCACCUGAGGUACCUGGUCAUGGACGAAGCCGACCGCCUCCUCGACCUCGACUUCGGGCCGAUCCUCGACAAGAUCCUGAAGAUCAUCCCCAAGGAAGGCCGGAGGACGUAUCUCUUCUCGGCGACCAUGUCGAGCCGCGUCGAGUCCCUGCAGCGGGCGUCGCUCACCAACCCGCUCCGGGUGUCCGUCUCGCAGGACCUGCACCAGACGGUGUCGACGCUGAUCCAGUCGUACAUGUUCAUCCCGCACAAGCACAAGGACCUGUACCUCGUGCACGUCCUGAACGAGCUCGCGGGCCAGACGGGCAUCAUCUUCACGAGGACGGUCAACGAGGCGCAGCGCAUCUCGAUCCUGCUGAAGACGCUGGGCUUUUCGGCCAUCCCGAUCCACGGCCAGCUGUCGCAACACGCCCGGCUGGCCGCGCUGAACAAGUUCCGCGCCAGGUCGAGGAACCUGCUGGUCGCGUCCGACGUCGCCGCCCGCGGGCUGGACAUUCCGUCCGUCGACCUCGUGGUCAACUUCGACCUGCCGCACGACAGCAAGACGUACAUCCACCGGGUGGGACGGACGGCCCGGGCGGGCAGGAGCGGCAAGGCCGUGUCGUUCGUCACGCAGUACGACGUCGAGCUGUGGAUGCGCAUCGAGAAGGCCCUGGGCCAGAAACUGAAAGAGUACCCCACGGUCAAGGAGGAGGUCAUGGUGCUCGCGGAGAGGGUCGGCGACGCCCAGAGAGCCGCCGCGAUGGAAAUGAAGGAGUUGCACGAGAACAGAGGCAAGAAGGGGGCGACGCUGCGCCACAAGAGGACCGGCGGUGACAAGAGGGCACGAGACAAUAUGGACCAGGAUGAAGGAUGA